This is a messenger RNA of Fomitopsis serialis, 2058 nucleotides long. RefSeq names its product kinase-like domain-containing protein. Gene Ontology annotation, molecular function: ATP binding; protein kinase activity. The transcript is spliced from 9 exons. Gene Ontology annotation, cellular component: cytoplasm; centrosome; nucleus. NCBI's taxonomy places the organism in Eukaryota, Fungi, Basidiomycota, Agaricomycetes, Polyporales, Fomitopsidaceae. The record is from RefSeq and is a predicted model, not a curated record. Bases 1 to 2058 code for a protein of 685 amino acids. Gene Ontology annotation, biological process: chromosome segregation; protein phosphorylation.
AUGGCCUCACCACUCGACCUGUAUGAAUCCAUCGACAUCAUCGGGACGGGGUCCUUCGGUAUAAUCAGGAAAGUCAGGCGGAAAGCUGACGGCCAGAUGACUCACCACAGCCACGCACCAGGUAUUUGCCCGAAAGAACUCAACUUCGAGCGCAUGACCGAGCGAGACCGCAAGCAAAUUGUCGCGGAAGUCAACAUUCUGAAAGACCUCAACCACGAACACAUCGUACGCUAUCACGACCGUCAUGUUGACCGGGACGCCGGCAUUCUGUACAUUCUUAUGGAGUACUGUGGUGGCGGCGACCUUUCUGCCGUCAUCAAGCAAGCCCAGCGCCAGAACCGACCCAUCCCCGAGGACACAAUUUGGAACUACUUUAUGCAGAUUCUGCUGGCGCUGAACCAUUGUCAUCACCCAAACGGGCACGGCCGUGCGGGUAGUAGCGGCGGGGCGGACGACGGUCGGGAGCGUAGGCCACAGAUUUUGCAUCGAGAUUUGAAGCCAGACAAUGUAUUUCUCGACGAGAACAACCUCGUCAAGCUUGGCGACUUCGGACUCUCCAAGGCAAUGGCCCAGGCGAGCUUCGCAAACACUUACGUCGGCACGCCAUAUUACAUGUCUCCCGAGCUGAUGCAAGAAAAGGCGUACGACUCGAAGUCGGAUAUCUGGUCGCUGGGGUGCCUCAUCUACGAGCUCUGUGCGCUAAAGCCGCCGUUCCAUGAAGCGAAAACGCAUGCGGAGCUUAGCAUACUCAUCAGGACUGGUCGCAUUCCCCCAUUACCCAAGGGAUACACCCCAGCUCUCGCGGGCGUCAUCAAAGCCAUGCUGAAUCUGAAUCCCGCGAUGCGCCCAUCCGCACAACAGCUCCUCAACCACGAGCGGAUCGAGCUCGCCUUCAAGGUCGGCGAGACUCAGAGGCUCCUCAACCAAGUGAAGUCGCAUCGAAGCGCGGUGAUCGCCAAGGAACGCGACCUCGCUGCGCGCGAAAGCGCUGUCGCUCAACGCGAAAACAGCCUCCAAACCCUCCUCUCCCAGAAAGAAACUGAGAUUGCCGCCCUGCGCAACUCCCUCAACACCGCUCAAUCGUCCCUCUCAUCCAUCCAAGCCGCCUUCGAGACCACCCUCGCCGAACGCGUGCGCCACCGCGAACAAGAGCUCCGUGCGCUAGUCGCAGCGCAGGAGGCAGAGGUUGCGGCGCGGAUGGCGCGCCGUGAGGAAGAGAUUAUGGCCGCGGUGCGCGCGCGCGAAGAGGAGAUCGCACGGAUGUGGGCGGAGUGGGAGGCGAAGACGCGCGAGGCGAUGGGUGCGGCGGUCGAGCAGCGCAUGGAGUGGGUCCGCGCGCAGGCGGGCGAGGUCGAGGGGGAGCGCACGCGCCUCGAGGAGGUCAAGCACGAGUUGGAGAGGAGGAUGGCGGAGGUGGAGCGCGCGGAGAGGGAGAGGGAGAGGAGGGGCGCGAGGGCGGGUAUGGGGAAGACGCCGUUGGAGGAGGUGAAGAACUUGCUCGCGCCGCUGGCGCGCAUUGCGGAUACUCCAGUGCGCCCGGUUGCUAGUCUUACAAGGGCGUCGUCGGUGUUCGAGACGCCCCGGCCUCCAGCCCUGAUGAAGACCACACCGUCGUUCCCUGAGGACAUUGCGCCGCCCAGUGCGAUGAAGGGUGUCAUCCUCACUGCCACCGGCGAGCCCGUUGCGACACCCUCCCCCGCAGAGCUUGCGAAGCUCUUUGUCAACACACCGAAGGUCGGGCUGAACUUUGCCAGGAUAUUCGACUUUGACUCGGAAGAUGAAGAGGAUGAGGAAGACGAAGAGGGUGAAGAGGAGGACGAGGAACCCGCACCAGGCGAGGAUGGAUAUGAGACCGAUACGCGUCCGUCUUCGCGCCGGAGUAGCUCGAGCGCUGGCAAGGACGAUGAGGACGACCGAACUCCCCAGCCCUCACCCACAGUGGCCCAAGUCGCGUCCGAGGCCACCUUCAUCCGGGUCUGCUGCUCCCCGUCCAGCGGGCAGGACGUCCGCGCCGGGUGCAGCACCCUCGAAUACAGUAGCGAGCCAGCCCGCUCCUGA